AUGGUUGCCAUCAACAGUCAUUUUUCUGCUGACCAGUUUCCGUUACUGCCUAAACCAACCUAUCAGCCGGGAUCCUUUGAUCCUAUAGAAGAUCAUAAGACAACACGACCAAAAGGGUCAAGUAUUCUACAUAGACAAUUGAAACGCCUUCAACGCCAACACUCUGUUGUCCUGUCAAAGGUUGACAAAGAGGAGAAACGAGAGCGAUUAAGUCGUCAUCCUGAUGAAGAUAAAAAACAUGGUCAGAAAGAUGGCUACAGAAGGUUUGAUGAUGAUAGAAAGGCCCACCGAAGGGUCGUAUUAAAACGACAGAAAAGUUUUCAGUCAAGUUGUACAAAACUUCCUGAUAUAAAUAAUGACAAGGAAGAAAUAUUUCGUCGCCAUAGUGUUGCAUCGCUGACCAGUGACGGAAGGGAUGAUCGUAGUGUAUAUCUGAGGCACCAAAGUGUGCAAUCUAAAUAUAGCGAUGAAUCAGAUGACCCUAUUGGAAUUCGCUUCUACCGUAACGCACAUUCUAAAUAUAGUGAUGAAAGGGAUAAUCAACUUAGUCGAAGUUUACAAUCAAAAUACAGUAACCAAAGGGAGAACCGCCUAGGAAAUCAUCAUUUCCGUGGUGUAUAUUCUAAACACAGUGACGAAACAGAUGAACACAUUGGAUAUCACAAGAUCAGAAGUUUCAGCUCAAAAUUCGGUGAAGAAAGAAAUCACCAUUUUGGAAAUCAUCCUUUGAGAACUGUUUAUUCUAAAUAUAGCGAUGAUAGGGAUGAUCGUAAACUUCAUCAUCAUAGAACAUUUUCUAAACAUAGUUAUGACUCAGAUCAUCAUAGAACAGUGCAUUCUGGGUACACAUCUGAUGGUGCUAAUUAUGAAAACAAACUGCCACUUAUUCACCCUGGAAAAAACAAGGAUCUGGAUAGGUUUCGACAACAUGACGAAAGUAAAAAUUCUAAAUAUGGAGAAAAACUUCAGGAAGGAAAUAGUGAUACACCAUUUAAAAACACAGAUGAUACAGAUCAAAACAAAGACUAUUUUCGACUUGUUCAACAACGAUUUGGCCGACAACAAAGACGUCGUCCCAGAGCCUUGCUUCUCCAACGUUCCAAAGAAAAGCGACGUCAUUGUCGGAACGUGUUCUUGAAAUACAGUGCAGACCUUGAGGACCGUCAAAGAUUGAGACGUCUUGGGUCUGGCCUUCUGCCACCAGUUGUUGUAGACAGCCAUAUACUUACACAUAUGCUGUCAUUGCUUGAUGGACAGAAGAAAAAAGUCUUACUGGACACAGAUUUUAUCGAUGACAAGUCCUCUGAACAUUCUGGAUCAUUCAAGGGCAAGGCCAGGAGGUCAAAGGGCAGCAAGAGCAGAAAGUCUCUGUCGUCAUCUCGGGAUGAAAAAGAAUAUGUUGGAAAUGUACCGGUUGUCUCAAUGCGUGCAGGAGAAUCUUCUCCUACCACACUUCCACACAUCUCUGGAACCCUGCCUCUGCCACCUAUCGGGGAAGCCAGCCGUGAACAGACCAAUAUUCCACCUGUAGUGCUGCCACCUAUUGGCACUGAAGCAGUCCCUCUAGUGAGCGUACAGCCACCUACCCCACAGCACACGUUCCUUUCCAUGCACGGAGCUCAGGAACCAAGUCUCAAUACUCAGGCGGAGGAGGAUCCGCAAGAUUUAACUGAUGGAGCGUGGGGUACAGGAGAUAAUGAAUUACUUCGACAGAGAGCAAUUGAACAGGAACGUCGUCGCAAGGAAGAAAAACUUAGAAGAAAACGAGGGGAAGGUCCUACCGUAUCAGGCGGUUCCUACCUCCAGAGCAGCAGUGAAAGUCUUGGGGCUGCUAGUGCAGGUUCUAUUCCAGUAGCCAAACCAGUUCGUACUAACUGGAAGGGCAGUAACCAAAGCCUCCGCAGUCUGGGGUCGAAGAAAGACGACACUGAUGGACAUAAGUCUCCAGAAAGAGAAAUUGAUGCUCGAAGUGGAGACGAAGGAUCACACAAAGGAAGUGUGAUAUUUGGACCCGAUGGUCAAGUGAUCAGUGUGGGAGGGGCCAUCCAACCAUCGCCGCGAUUGGAAGCGACCGGUAUGAUCGACCAAGUUACUGAUGCUAAUCGUAUCUUUGGCAAAGGUAGCAAAAAACCAGCUCCAAUAAGUAAAGAUCUUGUCAGUGAUGAAUCUGAUGAUGAACCUGAAGAAUGGAAACACAGUAAAGCUCUGCGUCGUCGGGAUGUAGUAAGACGAGAGAUCGACUAUACUUCGGGUGAUAUUGACGCCACACAGUCGAUGAAAUCGUGGAGCUACAUGUCUAGGGACAAUGAUACAGAUAUAAUAGAGUUAGCUGCCCAAUCUACAAGCCUGCCCGGUGGUCUUGCUAGUAAUUACGAGCAAGAAACCCACUUUAGAAUACCUAAAGAUAUCACAAUUUUAAGUCGAGCCACAGAAAAAACAGAGGAAAAUGACAGAGCAGAGCCAACCCCUGCCCUGGACACAUUCUCAACCCGCUACCCAGCUCCCCCUGGUACCGAGAUUCUCAACUCAUCCAUGGGAGGGGAGGGAACUGCUGCACCUAGCAGGCUAACCUCAGUCAGUCUCGACGAAACGCCUCUCCCUGUUCCCAUAGAAACUCCACAUCCAGAAAAGAUAGAUGAAGAGUCAAAGGAAAGUGAAGGUCAGGAAACUAGAGAAGGAACAAUUUCCAAGGUUACUGAGGGCAGCCGUUUAAGCAGCAAUGCUGAAGGUCCGGCUCCUGUCUCCCAAGUAACAUUUAUUCAGAAUUCCAAAUCUUUUGUCAACACACCCCUAUCCAACACUGAGAGCAAUGAACAGGUCCCUGUGGAGGAAACAAAGGAGGAACAACUGCCCGUGGAAAUACCUGUAGAGCUGCCGGAGGAAAAAACAAAAGGAGAGGAAGAAAGUAGAGAAGAAGAACACAUUCAAAGGGAGGUAACACCACCCCAAGUUUCUAGGCAGCAGUCUCGGAUCUCAUUAAUCAAGCCUGUUGCUGAGACCACAGAGGUUGUCGAACAGGAAGAAGUUGUUACAGGGAGUGUCCCGGGAUCUGCUAGAGAAGGUUCUGUGAAAUCCCAGAUAUCAGAAGAGGAUAUUGUAAAUGCUCUCACUGAGCACGCCCAGCAGGUCGCUUCAAGUAUUCUUAGUUCCAAGCCUGACACAGGCAAAGACCUUGAGGCCGAUGUCAGGCAAGCUGCGGAGAUGUGGAUGGAGCGUCACCCACCGCGUCAAAUCUCUCGCAGUGAGUCAGUACAGGAACACGGCGACACUACUGUUAUAGAUGAGAUUAUAGAGAUGCAGAAACAUAAGAGGAAGAGUGCUGGUCCAACUGCUGGAGAGUACCGAGAUUUGAUAAAGGAUUCUCUAACUACUGCCAUGAAAGCCCAAGGACUGAACGAGAACAUACCAGAUGACACAGAAAUCACACAGGAAGUCAUCGAGGCCCUUACAAACGGUUCGCUCACUCCUGAGGAUCUGGAACUUGUUCAUGACAGUGACAGUGGCAAGAGUAUCAUCAGAUCGCGCAGUCAGAUGGCAAGCGCAAUGGGAGGGGUCAAGGAAGGUCAUAUAUACGUCUCUGGGGCUAAAAACGGAAAGAAGGCACCUGGGUCUAUCCCUGUUGACCGCACCUCAAAUGUUGAUGUUGGCGAGUUUGACGUUAUAAAAUAUGGCACUGCUGCAUCUCAGUCUGGCUCUGAGAAAGCGCCGUCUGAGAAAGCAAUGUCUGAAAAAGCAAUGUCCGAGAAAGCUCCCUCCGAGAAAGCUCCCUCCGAAAAAGCUCCCUCAGAAAAAGCACCUUCUGAAAAAAUUGGUAAGUCACAACCGCCAUCAAGAAUGGGAGAGUCCAUUGUUGAGGAGCCUCCGGAGGUCGUUGAGGCGGACAAAAAAUCUACAGUAUCAUUUCAAUCAGAGGGUGAGCCGCAGGUGGAUGAGUUCAAGAAGGCAAUUGAGGAAAUCGAAGAACAGCAGACCAAGGAACCAGAACCACCACAACAGGAGGAACCCAAGCUUCCAGACGAACAGAGAGCUCGGAGUAGAAAAAGCAACAGAAGUCUACAGAGUCACCACAGUUUUCAAAGUCAUCGAAGUCGAUGCAGCCAUUUUAAGUCCGACAUCAGUAAGAAAUCUGAUGAGAAAAGUACCAAGAGUGCCAAGAGUCGUGUAUCAGACAAGAAGAGUAAGGUGUCUGAUUCUACGUCACAGAAAGGGAAGUCGGAACUGGAGAAACGUGAUGAGUUUGUUGUCGGCAAAGUGAAACAGACAAAUGAGUUAGAACAGUUGUACGGCCCUGUAGAUCCUCCGUCUAAAGAGCCAACUCAGCCCUCAGAACCUGAAGAAAAAGAUUCCACACCCGAGAUUGCUCCCCCCAAAAAAGUGGAAAUGCCACGUAAAAAAGCAGCAGAACCCGUGAAAAAGAAAGAAGAACCGGUGAAAAAGAAAGAAGAGCCGAAAAAAAUUGUGGUGAAUCCACCACAAGUAGAAGAAGAGUUAUCUACCAUUCCAGAGGAUGGCAAACCCAAUUUCAAAGGAGAGUUGGAAAAACUUUUUGGAAAAUUACCAGCGAAUAAAGACAAGGGAAAACCAAAAGACAAGAAGCCCAAAGCAUCCCCACCUCUGAAGAAACCAAAAGAAAAAGUUAAAAAAGGCAAAGGGAAAGGAAAAGCUAAGAAAGAGGAAGAAAAGGAAGCAGAACCCCCUCCAAAAGAGCCCACUCCCCCACCUCCUAAAGAACCGACCCCACCCCCACCUGCCCCCGAGGAGAAACCUGACGAUACAGAGUCCCUGCGGGAGUCCAUAGUCGAAUCCUACAAAUCCGAAGAGGAGUCGGACUUUGAGUUCAACAUUGUACGGGAUUCUCCAUCACCUGAACCCAUUCAACAGUCUCUUCCGUCACUGCCGUCUUACGAUGAUAACACUGAAACUGAGAACGAGGACGACGAGGAAGAUAGAGGAAAGAAACAAAAACGACAGAGGGCUAAGAAGCAGAAGGAUGAAGCUGCAAGACUCCGACAAAUUUCCAACAGGGAAGCCCGCGCAGCUAAGCGUGCUGCACAGGCAGAGAAACGUCGUCAAGAAGUAGAUCGCCGUCGUCGAGAACGAGAUGAACAGAGUAAACGUGAGAAAGAAGAAUGGGAGCGCCAAGAACUCCUGAAACAGGAACUGGAGGAAGCAAGAAAACGUAACGAAGAAAACAGGAGGAAACGGAGAGAGGCAGAAGCAGCAGAGAAUGCAAAAGAGCUUGAAGAGGAACAAAACAGACAACGACAGUUACAGGCGGAACAGGAACGAGAGAAGAGAAGAAGGGAAGAGUAUCAAAGAAAACUUGAAGAAAUGAAAAGGAAACAGAUCUUAGAAGAACAAAGGAAACAAGAGGAACUGAUGAAGAAGAUGAAGGAAGAAGAAGAGCGACGUUUGGCUGAGGAAGAAAUGAUGGCAAAGAUGGCUGAAGAAGAGCGAUUAGCCUAUGAGGAAAAGAAAAGAAGGGAAGAGGAGGAGAGAAAGAGAAAGGAAGAAGAAGACAGGAUCAGAAGAGAGGAAGAGGCAAAGAAAGCUAUGGAGGAAGCACGCAAGCUUGCUGAAGAGAUGGCACGGCGACAGGCGGAGUUAGAGGCCCGCCUAAAGUUCAAUCACACCAUACAGGUCGAGUCUUCUGGCAUGACCCACUCGCAGAGUAUGACUCGGGCUUUCGUAUUCUCCUACUAUGAAUUACUGUCCUGGCUUGGACUUGAUAUCCCUGAGUUUGAGCUGCUAAAACUCAAUCAGUAUUAG
Molecule: messenger RNA, 5769 nt
Organism: Ylistrum balloti
Lineage: Eukaryota; Metazoa; Mollusca; Bivalvia; Pectinida; Pectinidae
Product: titin homolog
Exons: 32
Coding region: 1-5769 (1922 amino acids)
Source: RefSeq, a predicted model, not a curated record